GUUUCAUUGUUUACAGUAGGUACAAUUAGGUACAAUGCAUAGGUACCUACAGCUAUGCAGCUACAUGUAAUACGUGAGUUAAAGGUCUCCCCACAUGAUAUAAGCCCCUUGUUCCUUGUCGAACGAUAGAUCCAAACUUUUGUUAAACCCAUUGUUUUAAGCUCGCAAAGGUCGACAGCUUAGAACAAGCUUGAAAUACCUUCCCUACUCCAUUUCCUACCGCAAACAAUAACCACCCAACCACGCACAUAUAAGUUGCAAGCAUUAAAAUAGACAGCAUGGCCGACGAAAACAAAGAGCAGCAGCAGAUUUCAGUCGACGAGACUCCCAUUUCCCCUAUCCGCCCGAACGGUGAGAGGAGGAACUCGCUCGAACAACACUUGAAGCAGCGUCCUGACCGCUCCGAGCUUAUUGAGAGGAACAUCUUACCUGCUUCGAAUGUCGCCCCCGGCCUCCAGGAAAAGCAGAGGGAGCUCGCAAGACACAUGCGCGCCGAUUCGCUCAACGACAAGAUUUCCCACCGACCUCCUCCUGAGAAACUGAUCAAGGAUGGUGUACUUCACGAAGACCCCCGAUCGCCCGAGGAGAAGUACCAAGAGGCUAUCGAGGAGGAAUAUGCCAAACGCGAGGGCGGUGCUUAAAUGAAUGAAACGGGUUUGCUGGCUGUGAUACUCCUGGAUUGCUAUGAUGAUUUGACAAAUGCUAUCGGUUGAUAUCGAGUACUAUAUAGGUGGAAGCUUGCUGUAAAUUCAUGUGAAAUCUAAUAAAAUAUAAUCAUAAACAUAUUAUGCGGGACAAAUAAUUCAUGUUCUAUUUAAGCUAUCUACCUGAUCUUAAAGGGUAUGGCGUUUCUUGGGCUGAUCAUGGCAUCAUCUCACCCGUCUUGUAGCCGAGACCUUCC
Messenger RNA from Daldinia loculata, 901 nucleotides. RefSeq lists its product as uncharacterized. Lineage: Eukaryota; Fungi; Ascomycota; Sordariomycetes; Xylariales; Hypoxylaceae. The transcript has 3 exons. The record is from RefSeq and is a predicted model, not a curated record. The coding region runs from base 279 to 641 and encodes 120 amino acids.